GGAUAUUUCGCAGCUUGGACGUGCUCCUGAAGGAUCAAGCAACAUGAGUGAACUGACUGCGGGCAACGCCGAAGAGGAGCAUUACUAUGGCAUGAGCAACCAGUACCAGCUCUCGUUCUUCUUCUCGCUCUUCCUCGCGCUGCUCAUGACGUCGAUCGUCGUGAGCAACUACUUCGUCCACCAUCUUCACUGGCACUUUCUUCCGGAAGCAGGGGCGACGAUCCUCGUCGGGGCUUUGGGCGGCGUGUUGUGCUACAUGUACAACAACAGCAUCACCCACUCGCUCAUGAUCUUUGACCCGAACACGUUCUUCAUUGCGUUGCUUCCUCCGAUCAUCUUCAACUCUGGGUACACCAUGAAGCGUCGGUACUUCUUUGACAACAUCGUGCCCAUCGUCAUGUAUGCGGUCGUGGGCACAACCAUCUCGAGCGUGAGCGUCGGGUUGAUCAUGUACGUCGUGGGGCAGCUCGCAUUCAGCAUCAAGUUGUCGCUCGCAGAAGCCUUGUCGUUUGGCGCGCUCAUCAGCGCCACGGACACGGUGUCGGUGCUGGCCAUCUUUCAAGAACUGCGCGUGGACCCGACGUUGUUUUACUUGGUGUUUGGCGAAAGCUCACUCAACGAUGCCGUGGCCAUCGUGUUGUUCGGGACGUUCUCCAAAUUCAUUGGGAACGUUUACUCGUCGUCGUACUUGCCUAUCGCGAUUUUGGACUUUGUCCUGAUCUUUGUCGGGUCGACGCUCAUCGGCAUCCUCUUUGGCGUCCUCUCCGCCCUCCUUUUCAAGCACUUUGACUUCAAGGGGUGUCUCUACCAUGAGAUGGGCGUGUACAUGAUGUUUGCGUACCUGCCGUUCCUCGUCGCCAUGAUCUUCGACUUGUCGGGGGUCGUGGCCAUUCUCUUUACAGGCAUUACCAUGAAGCAUUACACGAGCAACAACUUGAGCGACCAAGGCAAAGAAAUGUGUGGACGCAUGUUCAAUGCGAUCUCGUACGUGUCCGAGACCACAAUCUUUCUCAACUUGGGCCUGGCCAUCUUUGCGCUGCAAGUGGGCUAUCACUUUAAGUUCAUCUUUUGGGCCCUCUUGGCGUGUCUUGCCGGCCGCGCCGCGUUUGUGUUUCCGCUCUCGUACUUGGUCAACUUGCGCCGCGACCCGGACCGCCAAGUGAAGAAAAGCCAGCAAGUGAUGAUUUGGUUCAGCGGAUUCCGGGGCGCCCUCUGCUUUGCGCUUGCGCUGGAGUGGCCCAACGACAAACGAAGCCAAGUGAUUGCGACGACGAUGGUCGUGGUGCUGGCGACGCUAUUCAUCGGCGGCGGGCUCACGGUGCCCAUGCUCAAGUACUUGAAGAUCAAGCAAUUGACCCCCGCCGAGGAAAUCGAGCUCGACCAAAACGUGGUCCCGAUCAAGCGUAUGAAAGUGCUCCAGUUUGACGCCAAGUACUGGGUGCCGUUCUUCACGCACUUGCAUCCGGACACGGGCUCGUUCCAUGGGACCGAUCCCCUCGACGACGACGGCGACACGUCCAAGGAUGCGCUGCGUCCUGAAUAUGACGACGGCGACGAUGGCGAAGACUUUGCCACAAUCAACGUAUCCUCUUCGUCGUUGCAGCAGCAGCAGUAACCAGUUGCCAUCGAAACAUAUAACCACGAUUUGCAUGUUAAUAUCAUACUGAAGUAUUUCAAGUGCACUACCGAUAAGUUGCUGCCCAACAUAAUACAUACAUGCUUGCGA
This is a messenger RNA of Aphanomyces astaci, 1726 nucleotides long. Its product is annotated as sodium/hydrogen exchanger 3. Gene Ontology annotation, molecular function: sodium:proton antiporter activity. Gene Ontology annotation, biological process: regulation of pH; sodium ion transport; proton transmembrane transport. The record is from RefSeq and is a predicted model, not a curated record. Gene Ontology annotation, cellular component: membrane. Lineage: Eukaryota; Oomycota; Saprolegniomycetes; Saprolegniales; Verrucalvaceae. The transcript is spliced from 11 exons. Bases 44 to 1615 code for a protein of 523 amino acids.